This is a messenger RNA of Aspergillus puulaauensis, 636 nucleotides long. RefSeq lists its product as uncharacterized. The transcript is spliced from 4 exons. The record is from RefSeq and is a predicted model, not a curated record. Bases 1 to 636 code for a protein of 211 amino acids. NCBI's taxonomy places the organism in Eukaryota, Fungi, Ascomycota, Eurotiomycetes, Eurotiales, Aspergillaceae.
AUGGAGAUCCCCGCAGACAUCACCCUCAAGACCCUCAAGGGGUCCUGGGCACUGGACAAAUCCAUCUCCGACGACAUGGACUCGAUCCUCAAGCUCCAAGGCGUCGGCUGGCUAACACGCAAAGGCAUCGGCGCCGCAACACUCACCCUAACCUUCGAGUCCACCGUCUCCGAUACCCAGACAACAACCAUAACCAUGCGGCAGGCCCUGACGGGCGGAAUCGGCGCAUCGACGGAAGAGCGCAUCAUGGACUGGACGGAGCGCGAGCGCGCGAACCAUAUCUAUGGGAAUGUGCUGACGCGCAGCCAGCUCGUCAAGGGUGUUAAGAGCGAUGGCGCUGUGCGCCCGGACUUGACGCUGCAGUCGAACAGCGAUAAUGAGAGUAUCAAGCAGGAGAUCAAGAACUUUCUGCAGGCGGGACAGCCGUAUCUUGCGCCUGGGCAGGAAGGGGAAGCGGAGAUUCCGGAUCUGUAUAUUCAUGAUUUCGGGCGGAAUGAGAAUGGUGGGUGGACGGCGGAGCAGGUCUGGAGUAUUGAGGUUAUCGAUUCGCAGCGCUACUUGACGCGUCGGAUUGCUGCGGUGAGGGAGGAUGGAUAUGAAUUGGGUCGCAUGGUGUAUAAGUUCUCUGGUUUGUAA